AUGUUUGAUACCCCACGAGUGGCCAAUUUAUAUAACGAGCUCAUGCUGCUAAAGGCUGUUGAACUCAAGGGCUUGAUCCGUGAUCUCAGGUUACGAUUUGGCAAUGGCGUCCGUCCUGCUACUCGCAAGGCCGAUAUGUGCGAUAAUAUUACAGCUUUUUUGUUGGCUCAGACAAACGUUCAACCUAUUGUUGAUGUUAUCAAUGGUUAUAUGCCAUCCGGUCAUCAUUUUAUCGUUGAUGAACGCAAUUUUGUCAUGCCAGCACGCCGAGGACCCUUUGCUAGUACCAGAACAGCCAUCCCUCAAGCACAUUCAAGCGUUCCUACUGCUACUCCUGCCCCCACUGCUUCUGCUGCUUCUGCUGCUGCUGCUGCGACAACAUCAAUGAUCACCAAUCCAAGUUUCAAAUCGACUCCAUUUUAUUCACCCGUUCAACGAUUGGCUGGACCAGUUAUUUGCCCUAUUGCUACACAAACGUGUUCCAUGAGGACACUAGUAUUUACGUUGGAUAUUGGCAAUUUGAAUGAUCAUGAAGUACGCGUGUUCUGUGCGGCAGCCAUGAGUCCAGCCCCGUCCCUCAUUGAAUUCCCUCAAGUGGCAGAGAUACAUAUCAACGGCACCACGGGUAAUAUUACUGCACAACAAUUGAGAGGGAUUAAGAAUACACCAGGAACGGUCCAUGCGGCCAAUGUCACACGCUGGAUGAAUCAAGGCUCGAAUCAAGUUCAGCUGAUCUAUGCAAAGACUGAAAAGCAAUAUGUGGCAACGGCCGAGCUUGUAAAAGUACAUCCUGUGGAAGAGUUGGUUCAGCAAAUGAUUGAGCAUCGAUCAGUAUCCAAAGAUGACAUCUUGGCAAGUUUUCGAGAACAACAAGCCAAUGCCGAUAUACAACUUCAAUUCGAGACUCUUUCUCUCAAAUGCCCUCUCUCAUGUUCACGUAUCACUUUACCAUGUCGUUCAAGGAAUUGUCGUCAUGCACAGUGCUUUGAUGGUGUAGCAUACAUGAGAAUGAACGAGCAGACGCCCACUUGGAAAUGCCCCGUUUGCAAUUGCCCAAUACCAUAUGAAGAUUUGAUUGUGGAUGGUUUCUUUGCGGAUCUUUUGGCCAAUUCUUCUGAUAGCAUUCAAAGCGUUCGUAUCAAUCCAAGUGGUGAAUUACAACAUGAAUUUACAGUAAGGGAGGAAGAGUCAGAUGGCGACGCAUACGAAGAUGAGCAAGAACAACCAUCAUCAUCAUCAGCACCAGCUUUAUCAUCAUCGGGUGGUGGUCCUACGGAACAAUCCUUACCUACGACUACAACUACUACAACUACAACUACCACACCUACUAUCCCUUCCAAUAAUAACAGCAACAGACCGGUCGUCAUGGUGGAUUUGACCUUGAGUGAUCACGAAUAG
Molecule: messenger RNA, 1398 nt
Organism: Lichtheimia ornata
Lineage: Eukaryota; Fungi; Mucoromycota; Mucoromycetes; Mucorales; Lichtheimiaceae
Exons: 8
Coding region: 1-1398 (465 amino acids)
Biological process (GO): protein sumoylation
Molecular function (GO): SUMO ligase activity; zinc ion binding
Source: RefSeq, a predicted model, not a curated record